Argentina anserina (silverweed cinquefoil) is the source of this 934-nucleotide messenger RNA. Its product is annotated as ESCRT-related protein CHMP1B. Lineage: Eukaryota; Viridiplantae; Streptophyta; Magnoliopsida; Rosales; Rosaceae. Bases 109 to 720 code for a protein of 203 amino acids. Gene Ontology annotation, biological process: late endosome to vacuole transport; endosome transport via multivesicular body sorting pathway; protein transport. The transcript has a single exon. Gene Ontology annotation, cellular component: multivesicular body; ESCRT III complex. The record is from RefSeq and is a predicted model, not a curated record.
UAAAAUCGCCAUAAAAUAUCCUCCCUAUAUUCUGUUCCAAAGUCUCAAACUUCCUCCGAUCAAAAUCAAAAUCCAAAACCCUAGAAAAUUCCCCAAAUCCGAUCGAGCAUGGGCAACACGGAGAAGCUGAUGAACCAGAUCAUGGAGUUGAAAUUCACCUCCAAGUCACUGCAGCGCCAAUCCCGGAAGUGCGAGAAGGAAGAGAAGGCCGAGAAGCUCAAGAUCAAGAAAGCCAUGGAGAAAGGCAACGUCGACGGCGCCCGGAUCUACGCCGAGAACGCCAUCCGCAAACGCACCGAGCAAAUGAACUACCUCCGCCUCGCCUCCCGCCUCGACGCCGUCGUCGCCCGCCUCGACACCCAGGCCAAGAUGACCACCAUCAACAAGUCCAUGGGCAAUAUCGUCAAAUCCCUCGAGUCCUCUCUCAACACCGGAAACCUCCAGAAGAUGUCGGAGACGAUGGACUCGUUCGAGAAGCAGUUCGUCAAUAUGGAGGUCCAGGCCGAGUUCAUGGAGAGCUCCAUGGCCGGCUCCACGUCGCUUUCCACGCCGGAAGGCGAGGUCAACAGUCUGAUGCAACAGGUGGCCGAUGAUUAUGGCCUCGAGGUCUCCGUGGGCCUGCCGCAGCCGGCGGCCCACGCCGUGCCGACCAAGGAAGCCGAAAAGGUCGAUGAGGAUGAUCUUUCCAGGAGGCUUGCGGAGCUCAAGGCUAGAGGUUAAUGUGGAGAUGAUUUCGGUGCGUACUUGAUGUAUAAUGCUGCUGCUUAUUCUGGUUUGUAGAAUUAUGAGCUCCGCUAUGAGAACUGUUUGGAAGGUUUCAACUUGAUACAUAUUUGUGUAUAAUUUGACGAAUUAAGUCGCUGCUGGCUUUGUUGCAUAUGUGUGUUUAAUCAUCUCAUUAGCAAUAUGGUUGAAUCUAUGUGUUUAUGUCGCU